This is a messenger RNA of Neurospora hispaniola, 1185 nucleotides long. RefSeq lists its product as uncharacterized. The record is from RefSeq and is a predicted model, not a curated record. NCBI's taxonomy places the organism in Eukaryota, Fungi, Ascomycota, Sordariomycetes, Sordariales, Sordariaceae. The transcript has 2 exons. The coding region runs from base 1 to 1185 and encodes 394 amino acids.
AUGACCGUUUCGCAGCAGAAGCGAUCCUGUUCAUCCGGAGAACCUGGACAUUCACUUGGGAAGUCGGACAGAAGACACAAGCCGAGAGACCCUGCCAGCACCUGCCCAGUGUCAUCAGCCAAUGUACUAUCACACAUCAAACUCAAGUUUACUAAACCGUGCGACAGCAUCAGCAACUCAAGCAUCAACUCCUAUAAUUACGCACAACGCACAAGUACGUUACGCGGCAGUGUCAGAAAGGUUCUUCGACGUCAGCCCAAGAUGAAACAGCCCCCGAUCGAGGAACUUAUCUAUGGGUACAUGUUCCCAAAGGCCCGGCCAUCGGACCCCCCGAACUUUUCCGUCUUUCUCCAGAGGCAUCUGAUUUAUGAGGUUCGACAAGAAGUACACUCGUAUUACGGUCAUAUCGACACCCAAGAAGCGAAGUAUCCCGGCCUUGAUUACAACCACCCUAUUCACCGCAUUCGCCUAAGCCGCUGGACAUGGCACCGUCGGCUCUUCCGCGCCUUCGAUGCCCUCCGUUUGACCGAAUGGGAAAUCGCCAAUCUGACAAAGUGGGAGGGCACAAGAUGGGCCAAGGAAAAGUACGAAGAGGAGCAGGGGAUUACCAUCCGGGACACUACGGCCGACGGCCUUCCUGACUUGACCUGUCCUCGGGACAGGGUCAGGAUUGAGCCUGAGUCUAGCUCUGAGCUCUGUAGGGAAGCUGCGCCGGAGGCUGUGAAGGAAGACGAAGACGAGAUCAUGAACGAGGACGGGGACGAUGCCAUGAGCGAGGAGGGCGGGAUUGACUCAGCGCUGACCGUACCUCCGGCAUUCUCAGGGCACCAAAGCAUCGUCUCGAAUAACGUUCUUGCUGCACCAUCGGACGAGGAGUGGCUGAAGAUUGCUAUCGAAACUGGUCAACUACCACGCCACUCCGAUACCACAAAUAGCGAGCUUUCUGCGCCCCGUAUUCUCGCCGCUGCUCGUGAAGGCCGAUGGCACGAGGUUCCGACUAUUUAUCGAGAUGUCCUACAGUCACGGAUGGGGGCACAUUUCGGGCCUCUUUUCGGCAACCCUCAGCUACGGACAAGGCACUUUCAGUAUGGUACCACAGCGGAGCCAGCCAGGCGCACGACCUCAGAGCUUCGUCUGGCUACUGCAACCAACUUUUCUCAGCGAGUUGCGCGACCCGGUGCCUGA